Molecule: messenger RNA, 2540 nt
Organism: Lemur catta (Ring-tailed lemur)
Lineage: Eukaryota; Metazoa; Chordata; Mammalia; Primates; Lemuridae
Gene: VAMP7
Product: vesicle associated membrane protein 7
Exons: 8
Coding region: 178-840 (220 amino acids)
Biological process (GO): vesicle fusion; exocytosis
Cellular component (GO): SNARE complex; membrane
Molecular function (GO): SNAP receptor activity; SNARE binding
Source: RefSeq, a predicted model, not a curated record
AUUGGAGGAGCGCACACACUCCCAGGAGGCCACGCGUAGGCGGGGCGCUUUACGCGGAAGUCAGCAGCGUCCGGUCCCAUCCUCCUCUGGGAGCGGGCAGUCGGCGACCUCGCGCUGACCCGCGACCCUCGUCCCGAGCCCGUGCGCCCUCAGAGGGUGCCCGGACAGAUUGAAGCCAUGGCCAUUCUUUUUGCUGUUGUUGCCAGGGGGACCACUAUCCUUGCCAAACAUGCUUGGUGUGGAGGAAACUUCCUGGAGGUGACAGAGCAGAUUCUGGCUAAGAUACCUUCUGAAAAUAACAAACUAACGUACUCACAUGGCAAUUAUUUGUUUCAUUACAUCUGCCAAGACAGGAUUGUAUAUCUUUGUAUCACUGAUGAUGAUUUUGAACGUUCCCGAGCAUUUAAUUUUCUGAAUGAGAUAAAGAAGAGGUUCCAGACUACUUAUGGUUCAAGAGCACAGACAGCACUUCCAUAUGCCAUGAAUAGUGAGUUCUCAAGUGUCUUGGCUGCACAGCUGAAGCAUCACUCUGAGAAUAAGGGCCUAGACAAAGUGAUGGAGACUCAAGCCCAAGUGGAUGAACUGAAAGGAAUCAUGGUGAGAAACAUAGAUCUGGUAGCUCAGCGGGGAGAAAGAUUGGAAUUAUUGAUAGACAAAACAGAAAAUCUCGUGGAUUCAUCUGUCACCUUCAAAACUACUAGCAGAAAUCUUGCCCGAGCCAUGUGUAUGAAGAAUCUCAAGCUUACUAUCAUCAUCAUCAUCGUGUCAAUUAUAUUCAUCUAUAUCAUUGUGUCACCUCUCUGUGGUGGAUUUACGUGGCCAAGCUGCGUGAAGAAAUAAGAAAAAGUUGUCAUUAACCAAGGAUAUGAGAGAACAAGGAGUUAAAAGCAAUCUGUGUGACUCAAGCCUUUCAGUACUGACAGAUAGUGUCUGCCAGUCUCUUCAACCCUCUUCUCACUUUUUCUUUUUUUUUAAAUCUUUUUCUAUGCCUCAAGAUUUAUCUGUGUCCUGUCAACCAUUUUAUUCCAGUGAAUGUCAGAUUGAACCACUCAUUGCUGCAGUAGCCUUAAAGGGGCUUUUGCUUGUUUCUUUGGUUUGUUAACUAGUGUCGUCUACUUAGAGAAACAUUUUUAUUUUUAAUUGCACAAAGCUAUCGCCAACGUGGAAUCCACCAGUCUUUUCAGCUGUCCGCUAAAACUAUGGAGGAACUUUGUAUGUGCACACAAAAGUAUUCAAGAGACAGAUAGUAUUGCUAACAUCUCAUCUUAAUGUCUUUCCUUAUUGAAGUGUUUUAGGUGCUUCAAAACAACAGAAAUGGAGAAUAGUUGUUUAUUUGGGGAAUUAGAUUGUUGGUGCUGCUUGAAACUUAGGUAAAGUACGAAAUAUUCUUAUUUCAAUCAUUCCCCAUUAUAGUGGAUUUGAGAAGAUGAUGGUUUAAGUAUUGUUGAAGGUUGAGGGCUUUUUUUAUAUAUUCCUUUUUCUUCUGUGGAGAUUUAGGGCAAUUGUUAAUAGAAUGGGUAGUGGAGGGGUGGGGAGGCAAAUUCCUCUGACUCACUAAAGAAAAAGAAGGGAACCACAGUGGAUAUGCUAGCAUUUUAGUUGUACAAAGAGAGGUAAUGUGGGAAAAUUUUUCCAUUCCGGAAAAAGCCCAAACUGAAUACAGUCAGCAGUCAAUUGAAGGGUUUGAGUUUGACUUCUGUUAAACAAUAAUUUGAGCAUUCUUUGGGCUUUAAUAAAUUCUUUAAUAUGCCUAGUUUUGAAGAAUUCUUUUGUGAAACUUGAAAGAGAAUAGACAGUAUGAUGUAUAGAAACAAUACAAAAUAGUUUAACAUCCAUUUAACUGCAGUGUAAGAAAAUUGGACUGUAGUCAUACUACUUCAGCCAUUCUGGCAUCUGUUACCUAGUAUGUACUUUGGUUGUAUAUCUGAAAGGAAGACAUUUGCUGCCCUAGCUCUCAUUGUAUUUAUUUAUCAAUAAGUGCCAUUAAGUGGAAAUUAUAUUACAUUUUACUCUUUCCCAAUGAAAGAACAAUUAGUCCAUAGAACCUAGCCACCUGUUUAGCCUAGUCAUGUGCCUUGAAUAUAUGUGUCCCUUAAUCUGGCUCACAGUACCUGUUAUUCCGUGUGAAUGUUUCAAUUCAUGCUACCUGAUUCAUUUAUUUGACAUGUGUCUUAGGUCUACUGUUAACUCUUUUCUUGUUGAUCAUCCAUAUAGCACAAAUGUUUUUCCAGUCCUCUUUAUCAACACUAAUGCAUUUUAAUUAUGUCAGCAUUUCCUAUUGGGUAAUACAUUUUUGUUCCAGAAAAACAUUUGGCAUUCCUGAAUAAUAAUUUCCAAAUGUUUUUAAUCCAAAGAAAAAAACUUAAAGCUUAUUUCCCUUUCUUAUAUACACCUGUAUAAAAUUGAUGUGCAUGUUUUAGGGAUCAAUUACUUAACUGUUCCUUGGUCUAUUUAUGUAUAAGAAUGCUUUUUAAAGCACAAAUCUCAUUUUAAAUGAUGCACAACUGAAGACAUUAAUAAAAUUUAAGAGUAAUUCAAUG